AUGGGCUGGGGGGGACCAUGGGCCUGUGCCCCCCUGUUUGUGCUGCUGCUGCUGGCAGCUGCGGGGGGUGAGCGGCACCGGGCCCCCAGGCGGAAAUGCCCCAUCGUCUGCAGCUGCACCCAGGACAACGCACUAUGUGACAGGACAGACGGGGUCCCCCGAGGACUGCCCCCCGACAUCACCUCCCUGUCCCUGGUGCGAUCCGGAUUCACUGAGCUCCGAGAGGGAAGUUUCCUGCAGACGCCGUCCCUGCAGCUGCUCUUGUUCACGUCCAGCACCCUGGGGCUGAUCAGGGACGAUGCCUUCGUGGGACUCCUGCACCUGGAGUAUCUGUUCAUCGAGAACAACAAAGUCGGCUCCAUUUCCAAGAACGCACUGCGGGGCCUCAAGGGACUUGUGCAUCUGAGCCUGGCACACAACCAGCUGGAGACGCUGCCGCGCCACCUGUUCCGGGGCCUGGACGCCCUCACCCAUGUGGACCUGCGGGGGAACCCCUUCCACUGCGACUGCCGGAUCAAGUGGCUGGUGGAGUGGCUGAGCAGCACCAAUGCCAGCACAGAGCUGGGCGAGUGCCAGGGCCCAGCCGAGCUCAACGGCACCCGGCUGAGCCAGCUGCAGCUCCAGGACUUUGACUGCAUUACCACCGGUACGGGACCCCUGAGCCAGCCGCACCCAGCCCCGGGUAGCAAGCCCCAUGCGGUGUUAUAUGCGGCUGUUCCCCAGCUGCCCCACCCCAGAAGUGGCUGCAUCUCAGCGCCGGCGCUGGCGCUGUUCCAGUCGCUGCCCUUCCAGGCGCUGUCGGUGGAGCCGUUCUGGUACCAGGGGGAGCAGCAUGUGGCCAUCACCCAGCCCUUCGCCGGGCGCUGCAGCCUGCUUGAGUGGGACCACCUGGAUGGGGCCUUCCGGGCCUACGCCUCCAUCAACGGCUCGUCGCCUGUGGCCUGCAAGCCGCUGGUGGUGGAGGGGCGGCUGCUGGUGGUGUUGGCGCAGCUGGCCGGGGGUUCCCAUGUGUGGCGCCGGGAGGAGGCCUCGGGGCGCUUCGUGCGGCUGCAGGAGCUGGGCCCGCAGCGCAUCCGCAAGCCCAACGCCCUGGCCAGCUUCCGGGUGGACGGCGACUGGUUCCUGGCCGUGGCCGACAGCUCCAAGGCGGGCGCCACCACGCUCUUCCGCUGGGGCGGGCGCGGCUUCUACGCUCACCAGGCCCUGCACGCCUGGCACCGCGACACCCACGUGGAGUUCCUGGAGCUCUCCGGCCGGCCCAGCCUCAUCUUGGCCAGCAGCUCCCAGCGCCCCGUUGUCUACCAGUGGAGCCGGCCCGGCCGCGCCUUCCUACGCCACACAGAUAUCCCUGACAUGGACGACGUCUACGCCGUUAAGCACUUCCGCCUGCGCGGGGACGUCUACGUCUGUCUGACCCGCUUCAUUGGUGACUCUAAGGUGAUGCGCUGGGAGGGCUCCAUGUUCCGGGACGUCCAGCACAUGCCAUCACGCGGCUCCAUGGUCUUCCAGCCACUGGGCAUUGGGAGCCACCGCUAUGCAGUGCUGGGCAACGACUAUUCCUUCAGCCAGGUGUACCGCUACGAUGCCCGCUCGGGCCUCUUCGUCCGCUUCCAGGAGCUGAACACCCAGGCGCCCCGCUCUUUCGCCCACCUGGCCGUCCACCAGCGGGACUUUGUCUUCGCCGCCAGCUUCAAGGGAGACACGCAGAUCUACCGGCACAUCACCAUCGACCUGAGUGCUUGA
Molecule: messenger RNA, 1743 nt
Organism: Emys orbicularis (European pond turtle)
Lineage: Eukaryota; Metazoa; Chordata; Testudines; Emydidae
Product: leucine-rich glioma-inactivated protein 1-like
Exons: 9
Coding region: 1-1743 (580 amino acids)
Biological process (GO): neuron maturation; myelination in peripheral nervous system
Molecular function (GO): protein binding
Source: RefSeq, a predicted model, not a curated record